Messenger RNA from Helicoverpa zea (corn earworm), 1790 nucleotides. RefSeq lists its product as uncharacterized. The record is from RefSeq and is a predicted model, not a curated record. Bases 1017 to 1769 code for a protein of 250 amino acids. Lineage: Eukaryota; Metazoa; Arthropoda; Insecta; Lepidoptera; Noctuidae. The transcript has a single exon.
AGGUCGACCUGUAACUAUGUAGGUAAUUCCAUCUAAGAUAUUAUCUAAUUGAAUCAUCUUCCUGAUGGUAAUACAAUAAUAUGGUACUGUCGAACUGAUCUGAUGAUUAAGCUGAAUAUAAACUGAAGUUCAUGGUGAAACUUCGUAUCAUAGUUGUGUUUGGAAUUGUUAAAAAGUCUUGUAAGGAUAGGUAUUAGCGUGCAUUUCUGAAAUAAAUGAUUUUUCUUUUUUGUAUUUUUUAAAGUAUUAAUUUUUAAAUGUAUUUCUUAUUAUUAAUUAUGUUAAAUGUAGCUUGAGUAACCUUGGUGAGACACACCGCAAUUUAUUGUUUACGUGACAUAAAGAAAUACCUGAAGAAGUCCGCUUUUACACGGAAUGAUUUGUCAUCAUUGUUUGUAAUGUACGAGUGUACCCAAUAAUGUAUUUCUCAAUUGCUGUUCACCUACAUUUAUUAAAUAUGUAAUUUGCACUACAUAGUAUUUGUCGAACACGUUUAGCCAAAUAAUGUAUAGUUGCUUGUUUUUAACAGCCUCUACUAGAUAGGAUAAACUAAGACAAGGUACAUUCACAAAGAAAACUGUUUCGCUUGAAUAUUUAUCGAGGCCCGUACCAUUUAAAUGGUGCGAUUCCAAUACAUGUUGCUUGACAUCCUAGGAUUUCGAACACUUUAUUAAUUUCGGAAUUUUACAUCUUGUUCAACAAACAAUGGUAAAAUUUAUCUAACCCAAAGUACAUAAAAAUAUUUUAUCUUAGCAAACAUCAUCAGAAACAAGAUAGAGCAUCUUCAAGCGGUCUUUAUCGUCACAAUCAUACGAGAUAACCAAACUAUAGAAAAAACACAGCUGUACGUGCCAUGCUUGAGGGAAAUCAACACGAACUUAGUAUGAUUAAUUUUUACGCCACUUUCCUAUGAUAUUUAAUGAGUAUAUAAAUGAUCCUCAAAAUACAUAGUACUAUCAUUCUUCAACAUCAGUCCUUAAUAUCAGUAGGAUAUUUUUUGUAGCAUUAAGUUAAACAUGCACGCCAUUAGUGCUGCUUUCUUUGGUACCCUAGUGGUAACCUGUGUGAGUGGAUACCCAAACUUAUGGAACAGCAAUCAACUAGCUCCAGUUCACGGACUCUACGUGAAACGUUCAAAUGACGGGGCCACAGGAGAUCUGUUCGUCGCUGCCACAGAAGAAAAUGGAGUGAAAUCACAAUGGGCGGUUGAUCAGCCGAUCAACUUCUUACCCGUCGCAGCUGCUGCUCAGCCUCAUGCUGCUGCUAUACCAGUAGCCUACCCUGCCAGUUACACAACUACACACGAAGAAAGUGCUACUCAAAAGCGUGCUGUGAUGCCAACUGCACCAGUUCAAUACGCCUACGCUAUGCCUGUGCAAUCUGGAACUCCAACUGAAAAUGGUCAGGUCGCUGCAUAUCCAUACGCAUACACAAUACCAUCGGCAACAACAGAAACGUCGGCUCCCAAAUGUGAAAAUCAAGCUAACGUCCCACAAUAUCCUUACCAGUUUCCCUUCCAGAUGUUUUAUCCUCAAAUGAUGUCUGCAUACACUAAUGCUAUGAGUAUACUGAAGGAUGCUGGCCUAAGUGAAGACUCAGCGAACACCGUGAUGUCCCAGGCUGCACCGACGUGGUCUCCCGCCUCCUACGCCUAUCCUAUGUAUGUGAUGGUAGACCCCAGUGCUUGGGCCCAAAACCAAGCCACAACUACAACACCCGCUCCUGCAUCACCAGCACCAAGCACGCCAUCCGAAGAAAGCAACAGUUAAAUUAUUUUAUAAGAUUAAAAA